ACGUGUCCGGAAGUAAAAGAGAAAGUCGCUCCAACAAUCCGUUGUAACUAAUAUCAUUUUAUAGUUUGCCAAUAUUUAUUUAUUUAUCGAAAAAAAAUUGUAAAAUGCGACGUCUUGGCUCGGUCCAGCAGAAGGUGUCAUGUGUUUUUAUGACGGAAGUCAAGGAAGAGCCGUCUAAAAAACGUGACUACCAACCAUUUCAUGUGGUUGCCACAGCCAUCUUGAACCCUGCUGUGCUAGAAGCUGACAUCAGCUCCGCACUGGCCACGGAGAAACUGGAUGGCACCUGCUGCUACGUUACACACUACAAAGGAAAACCACAUCUUUGGGCCCGACUGGAUAGGAAAGCCAACAAACAGGCAGAGAAGCGAUUCAAGAAAUAUCAGUACACUCACAGGAGCUCCAAAGGUUUCAAGUGGAUCGUAGAGGACGACUUUAAGCCAGUGCCUGACACGUGGAUCCCGGCGCAUCAAGUUAAACAUCACAACGGUCAUCCCGUACCCGACGAACACGGACACAUUCCAGUUCAUCUAAAGGACAAGAAGUGCACAAGCUGUCAUGGUUGGGUUCCGGUGGAAGAUGGCAACAAACAAUAUUGCUGGCACUCGUCUGUGGUGGAUUACAGCGCAGGGACUGCGCUGAUUCUCCGUCCCACCGCCAACAAUGACUACGACACAUUGGAAAUUGCUGCUGUGCCAUUGAAUGAUCUCCAGGAACAAACUCUGGAACUGAUUGGGACCAACAUCAACGGAAACCCUUAUGGGUUAGGGAGCAAAAAGCAGCCUGUCCAUCUUCUGGUGUCUCACGGGAGCAUCCGCAUCCGGAACUUGCCACUAGUGGACUUCCAGCAGCUGUACUCAUGGUUCUGCAAUAGCGACGAAGGCCUUGUGGAGGGUAUUGUUUGGCACUGCGGCAACGGCUCGCUCUUCAAGGUUCAUCGCCACCACCUGGGCCUGGAGUGGCCAGCCGAGGGCACUCACCUGGGCAACAAGUCCACCUUUGUACAUAUGAGUGGGUCAGCGGUUGCGGCGGGCGAUUGCAGCAAGAGCCUGUUUGCAUCAUUUUGCCGUCUCAAUGGACACCAUUUCAGCCGCCUGCGUGACAUCCACUUUGACUUGUGAAUAAAAUCCACAGCAUACUUAAAGCCAGUUAAGCAUUUCUACUUUCCACUAAGUUUUGAGGUGACCUUGCAUUUUCUGCCUUCAAAAAAAAUGAAACUCAAAUUUUACUUUUGUUGCAACCUAAUCUCAAUGCAAACUCAAUUUUAAUACAGUAUUCAAGAUUUUUGUGUUUUAAGUUACAUGAAGGAUUAUACUAGUAUACAUGGACACAACAUUGUGGCACGACGGGACUGCAGUUCACUGGAAUAGUUAUCAUUAAAGUCAGUGUUUUCUAUAUAAUGUACGAUCUGAUCUGAAACAGGAAUGUGACUCACUAUACUGAAAUGCUAUUCGUUCAUUGGUUAAUUCUGUAAAAUACGAUGUUAUGUAAUACCGCAGACUUUCCAUACCUUGAAGAAUUAUAGCAACAAAUGGACACACUGUGGGGUGACACCAAGUUAUUGUACCCACUGUUUGGAGCAAUGUGGUCUUUACUACUGAGAAAUAUUCUGUUUAGUGCAUGGUUACAAUGUUUAAAUGGUAUUUAAAAAGAUGAAAGUCAUUCCUUAAAAAAUUUUUUUUUAAAAAGACAGCAAAUGUUUACCUAGGUGACCCAGAGGUUAUAGUCUUACAUUUUGCUACAAAAUGAUGAAACCAUUUUUUUUUUUGUAUAUAAGUAAAUUGUUCCAAUUUAUUGCAUUAAAAAUAUGUAACUGUAUUGCACUUAAAAGCCGCUCUUUAUAUGAUUCUUGUGUCAUUGCAGGCUUAAACGGGUACUGCUUAACAUAUCCUCUACUGUACUUUAUCCUGGAUAUCAUCUCAAACACUGCAGCCACUGAUACAAGCUGCUUCUCGUCAGAAUAGUUAUCAUAGCUGCUGAAUGAAGACGAAUGUUUUCAAUCUGCAGAUACAUUUCACUACCAUUUGCCAGACUUGGAGCAAUUAUAAAUCACCAUGUCUUGUUUAAGAUCAACUUGGAGGAGCUUCUUGAGCCUGCCCAGAAAAAUAUGAAAGAAAUGUGUUCCAAGUCGCUUACUUGACUCACAGGUCAUGUUAAAGUGUACUAUUUUGAUUUGAUAAGUAGUCUACACAAACUAUCGUAACAUUUUGUAAUGAUGCUAUGAACACUUUCAAAUUUAAGUAAUUGAUGUCUCCCAUAAUUUUGUAUUUUCCCAUAUUACUGGUAAUAGUUAAAAAUCCAAAAUAAACACCAACCUAUUAUGUCCA
Molecule: messenger RNA, 2327 nt
Organism: Corythoichthys intestinalis (scribbled pipefish)
Lineage: Eukaryota; Metazoa; Chordata; Actinopteri; Syngnathiformes; Syngnathidae
Gene: rlig1
Product: RNA 5'-phosphate and 3'-OH ligase 1
Exons: 8
Coding region: 105-1121 (338 amino acids)
Biological process (GO): response to reactive oxygen species
Molecular function (GO): RNA ligase (ATP) activity
Source: RefSeq, a predicted model, not a curated record